AUGGGGUAUCCCGUAGGCUAUGCCGACGUAUUUUUCUCCAACGCCUUUCUCCAUCUCCUCGUCUUUCUCGGCUAUAUUCGAAGCCUCAUUAUUUCGCUCUACCGAAUCCUAGGGCUUCCCGAUUUUCUCGAAUCCAGCGUCGUUUGGCCUCAAAAUCCAACCCCGAUCAUCGACGAUCAUUCCGUAUUGCCGAUCCGAAUCGAGGAAUUUUUCCCCAUGGUAAAAUUCUCCGACAUUUUCGACGCCGCCGGAGCCGGAUUUCCACCGGAAUGUUGCGCCGUUUGUCUCUGUGAGUUUCAGGACGACGAGGAGGUUAGGUUUUUGAAGAAUUGCAAACACAUUUUUCAUAAGGAGUGUUUGGACGGAUGGAUGAUUCGAGAUCAGAGAAGCUGUCCACUCUGUAGAACCCUGAUCGUGCCGGAGGAGUCGAUGCCGGCGCUCGUGGAUUUUGCCGGUUGUUCUGAGUUUUCCGGCGACUAUAGCUAA
Molecule: messenger RNA, 486 nt
Organism: Cucurbita moschata (crookneck pumpkin)
Lineage: Eukaryota; Viridiplantae; Streptophyta; Magnoliopsida; Cucurbitales; Cucurbitaceae
Product: E3 ubiquitin-protein ligase RHA1B-like
Exons: 1
Coding region: 1-486 (161 amino acids)
Biological process (GO): protein ubiquitination
Molecular function (GO): ubiquitin protein ligase activity
Source: RefSeq, a predicted model, not a curated record